Molecule: messenger RNA, 1908 nt
Organism: Engraulis encrasicolus (European anchovy)
Lineage: Eukaryota; Metazoa; Chordata; Actinopteri; Clupeiformes; Engraulidae
Gene: zdhhc15b
Product: zinc finger DHHC-type palmitoyltransferase 15b
Exons: 12
Coding region: 13-1095 (360 amino acids)
Molecular function (GO): palmitoyltransferase activity
Source: RefSeq, a predicted model, not a curated record
GCUAGGCUGAAUAUGGCUCUGUCAAGGGGGUUAAGAUGCUGUCAGAGAAUAUUUUCCUGGAUCCCUGUUGUAAUUAUAACGGCUGUGGUGCUAUGGUCUUAUUACGCAUACGUCUUUGAGCUAUGUUUUUUUACUCUGAGCAAUUCGCUGGAAAAAGCGUUCUAUCUGCUAGUGUUCCAUGUGUGCUUCGUGAUGUUCUGCUGGACAUACUGGAAAGCCAUCUUCACCCCACCUGCUCCUCCUUGCAAAAAGUUCCACAUGUCUUACACAGACAAGGAGCGGUAUGAGAUGGAGGAGCGGCCGGAUGCUCAGAGGCAGAUCCUGGUGGACAUUGCCAAGAGGCUGCCCAUAUUCACCCGAGCAAACUCAGGAGCUAUCAGGUUCUGCGACCGGUGCCAGGUUCUAAAGCCAGACCGCUGUCACCACUGUUCGGUUUGUGAAACGUGUGUCCUGAAAAUGGAUCACCACUGUCCAUGGGUAAACAACUGUGUUGGCUUCUCCAACUACAAGUUCUUCGUCCUGUUUUUAUGGUACUCCAUCGUCUACUGUGUCUUCAUAGCGUCAACAGUGUUCCAGUAUUUUCUCAAAUUCUGGACGGGCGAGCUUCCAAAUGGUCCUGCCAAGUUCCAUGUGCUGUUUCUCUUAUUUGUGGCGGUCAUGUUUUUUGUCAGCCUGAUGUUCCUCUUUGGCUACCACUGCUGGCUGGUGGCGAGGAACCGCUCCACUUUAGAGGCCUUCUCCGCUCCUGUCUUCCAGGGUGGCCCAGACAAGAACGGCUUCAACGUGGGCCUUCGCCGUAAUCUGCAGCAGGUUUUUGGCGAAGACCGCAGGCUUUGGUUCAUUCCCGUCUUCACAAGUCAGGGCGAUGGCCACUACUUCCCAAUGCGGAGUCUGAACUACUCCGAAUCCCACAAUCCUUUGCUGGCCCACGAGGAGAAGUGGGACGAUGAGGAGGACAGCGAGGAUGAGGACGAGGAGGAGGAGAGGGAGCACCAGUGGCCGGGGGAGCGAGGAGGAAGAGGAGGAGGAAGAUCGGAUGAUGAGGGCACAGAUGGUCCAGAUGACCCCUCGGUUACCAUAGAGAUUGAUUCGUAGUUGCCUCAGAAGCGGAGCUGAAACCUACUGUAUAAUACAGCAGCUCUACUCUUCGGGUUGGCAUCCUUAGCUUGUCAAGAGAUGGAAAAACACAGAAGCAAGCACAGGCUUUACUACGCAGGCUUUCCAUGCCAGACCCUGCGUUGCUCCCGGACAAGACCCGAAGUACUCUCUCUCUCUCUCCGGAGCCACACAAAACUAGCAAAGGACUGUUCCAGUUUUGUUCCGUUUUGCUUUGUUUUUGGUUUUGUUUCCUUUUUUUUAAUUUCUUUCCUGCCUCUGUGACUGCCGUCAUAACUUAAAGACUUAUAACUCAAGACUAGUCAUCUGCUUGAUUUGACGUUCCACGUCAACCGCAACAGAACGGUUCUUUGUUACUGCUCGAUGGUAGACUUCUAUCCGAAGGAACACAUGGAGGACAAUCAGGCAUGUGCGUCGUAAUUUUUGGUCAUCCUCAAGGUACUCAUCUUCACUCGUCUGCAGCUUUUUUUCAUCUCUUAUUGCAUGGUGGAGUAUUUUUCUUUUAAUUGUACUCAUUCAAGGAAAUGGUGGUGGUGGUGGUAGUGGUGGUGGUGAGUGGGUGGAUACAGCAUGUUGCAAAAUGCGUCAACAACGCAAUGACGCACAAUUUGUUGUUGGAGGUCAGUUGCCUUUGUGCAGAGAGGCCUUUAGCCAGAUAGUGUAUGUUGGCGCACCAGGAUGCAGAUGGAGAGAGAGGCAUUUUUAUUUAACUCGUCGCUCUUCCAGUUCGUUCUGUUGUAUUCAGGCAGUUGGCAGCUGGCCAAAGCAGGGUACUGUUUGCACAGUGGGAAA